This is a messenger RNA of Galleria mellonella (greater wax moth), 6599 nucleotides long. Its product is annotated as glutamate receptor 1-like. Lineage: Eukaryota; Metazoa; Arthropoda; Insecta; Lepidoptera; Pyralidae. Gene Ontology annotation, biological process: monoatomic ion transport; synaptic transmission, glutamatergic; modulation of chemical synaptic transmission. The transcript has 19 exons. Gene Ontology annotation, molecular function: transmitter-gated monoatomic ion channel activity involved in regulation of postsynaptic membrane potential; glutamate-gated receptor activity. Gene Ontology annotation, cellular component: postsynaptic membrane; plasma membrane. The coding region runs from base 130 to 2823 and encodes 897 amino acids. The record is from RefSeq and is a predicted model, not a curated record.
UGCGUCUUAGGUUUGCACACAACAUUCUGCCUCUUUAUCAUUGUAUUACUGCUAAUUAUUUGUUUGUAAUAGAAUAAAUGUGAUAUUUAGCAUGUAAAUUAUUAAUAAUCUUUAACAACGAUCCACAAAAUGUCAGCGAAUCGUUUAGUUUUUGCUUUCGCGGUGUUGUUAUUGCGCGUAUGUGUGUUGACAGCGCAGACUUUUCCAGUUGAGAAAAUAGCAGUCGGGGCAAUAUUCGAUCAGAACACCGAGGAAAUCCAAAAUGUAUUCAAAUACGCCAUGACAAUGCACAACCAGAACAUAAGUAGCCGAAGAUUGGAGUUGCAAGCUUACGUCGACGUCAUCAAUACGGCUGAUGCAUUCAAGCUUUCACGACUCAUAUGCAACCAAUUCGCACGCGGUGUGUUUGCAAUGCUCGGUGCAGUCACUCCCGAGUCUUUCGACACCCUUCAUUCGUACACUAAUACCUUCCAGAUGCCAUUUGUGACACCGUGGUUUCCAGAAAAGGUGAUUCCACCGUCAUCUGGGUUGAUCGAUCACGCUGUAAGCAUGAGACCGGAUUACCAUAGAGCUAUUGUGGAUACAAUCGUCUUCUAUGGAUGGAAGGAGAUUAUAUAUAUGUACGACUCUCAUGACGGAUUGCUGCGUCUACAGCAAUUAUACCAAUCGAUGCAACCAGGCCGCACUGCGUUCCGAAUCUCUAUGGUGAAACGUAUCAAUAAUGCAUCAGACGCAAUGGAAUUCUUGCUGACUCUGGAACAACACGACCGUUGGGGCAACAAGCGCAUCGUACUCGAUUGCAACACUAAAAACGCCAAGAGCAUUUUAUUGGGCCACGUUAGGAAAGUGCAACUUGGCCGGCGAACUUACCAUUACAUGCUUAGUGGACUGGUUAUGGACGAUCACUGGGAGAAUGAAGUCACAGAGUAUGGGGCAGUCAAUAUAACAGGGUUCCGCAUUGUCGACCACUCGCGCAAGAUUGUGCGCGAUUUCAUGGACGGUUUGCGUCGGAUGGACAGCCGUUUCAAGGGGACCAUAUCGGCUCAAACCGCUCUCAUGUACGACGGAGUACAAGUCUUAAUGGAUGCUCUUGGAAGACUCUGGAGAAAAAAGCCAGAUGCUUUUAGAAGUGCUUUAAGACGCGCCGCAGGACAGGCUAACUCGACGAAAGUGAUCGAUUGUAACCCGGGAAAAAGUUGGGUAGUCCCCUUUGAACAUGGCGAUAAAAUAUCUAGGUUGAUCAAAAAGACUGACAUAGAAGGGCUGACUGGAAAUAUUUCUUUCAAUGAAGAGGGACAUCGUUUCAAUUUUACAUUGCAAGUUGUCGAAAUGACCGUUCAGAGUGCUAUGUUGAAGGUAGCAACUUGGUCUGAUAUGCACGGGUUGAUUCCUGUACAACCAAAAUAUGUCCAAUUACGAUCACCGGCUUCGUACGACACAAACAAGACAUAUAUUAUAACAACUGUAUUACAAGAACCAUAUAUGAUGCAGAAACAAACAGAGUAUGGUCAAAAAGAUGAAUAUUAUGGAUUUUGUAAGGACCUUGCAGAAUUAAUUACAAGCAAACUCGGUAUUAAAUACGAGCUACGGGUUGCUAAGGAAGCUAAAUACAAGAGCGAAAGCCCCCCGGAUGGAUUGACUGAAUUAGUCGGUGAGAUUGUUAGAAAGGAUGCGGACAUUGCACUGGGACCACUGUCUAUAACUCCGGAGCGAGAGAAACUUGUGGAUUUUAGCGAACCAUUUUUAUCAAUUGACAGCCCUAUUAUGAAUAAAAGGAUGCCAAAACAACUAUCUGACACGUUCAGUUUCCUGCGACCUCUGUCUAAAGAAAUAUGGUUAUGCGUCCUCUUCAGCUUUUUUGCAGUCAGCAUCGUACUAUUUCUUGUAUCUAGAUUUUCCCCACAUGAAUGGCGGUCUGUCUCGAUAUCAGAUACACACUUGGAUCAUCCAAUUAGCAGUACCAAUGAGAUAAUAUUACACAACGAGUUCAGCAUUUGGAACUCGUUUUGGUUUUCGCUCGGUUCAUUUAUGCAGCAAGGGAGCGACGUUGUACCAAGGUCUUUAUCUGGAAGAAUAGUGGGAACAGUUUGGUGGUUCUUUGCAUUAAUCCUGGUUUGCUCCUAUACGGCAAAUUUGGCAGCAUAUCUCAUAGUGGAGCGUAUAGCAGAACCGGCUCAGGCUCUCAGCUAUCCAUCAGGCUUGGCCCAUUCAGAAAGCUCGUAUAUACCAUCCAAUUAUCCAGUGAAGGACACAGUAUCCAAUGAUGGUUCUAUCGCCUACUACUCUAUGGAGAAAGGACCUGAAAUGACAUGUAAUACAAUCUCCAGAGUUUGCAAAUAUAAACAUACCGAACUUGCUAUUGCGACGCCGAAAGGGUCUCCAUUGAGAGAAGGAAUAAAUUUGGCCAUAGUAGAUUUGAAGAAAGACGGUGUUAUAGGAAAGCUUUGGCGGAAAUGGUUGAAUGCGAAGAAACCCGAGUGUGAUAUCAAAGAUGAGGAGACUACAAUCACAGAGAUGACGUUAAGCCAAGUAGCGGGGAUAUUCUAUGUGCUAGUUGGCGGGCUAGCACUGGCGUUAACAGUGGCGCUUCUUGAAUUUUGCCAACAUGGACGAGCUGAGGCGGCCCGUGCCAAUGUGCCGCUCCGCGCUGCAUUGCGUGCUAAGGCUCGGUUAGCCUCUCGCUCUGAUAGAAAAGCUCCACCGAAUCACACACCGCAGCGUGACCAUGACCGUCUGGGUUGGAACGGAGCAGCUUUUGCUGGGUAUAAUGACUUCCUCCUUGGAAGGGAAAUGUUGGGACAUGUUCACCGCAAGAUAUAUUAGACAAUACGUAUUAGGAAUAUUUCACUGCUGGCACUCAAAUCUCCCAAGAGGAUGCUGUCCACGCUAGCUUCACGCACGUCUGAUCCUCAGAGAAGGGCGGCGGUGCCAAUGUACGCCGCUCGUCCAUAUCGAAACCGCCUAACAACGCUGUGGAUCUCUAUCAACUAUAAACACCAAUAUCAUAAACAUAGUUAGUUUAGAUGCCUAUGGAAAACAACAGCAACUAAAAAACUUCUUUUUAUUUGAACGUUUGUGAUGAAAUAUGAACUCGUGUUCAGAAGUAGAUGAGUAGGUUGAACUGGUGAUGAUGGGUGGAUAAAGACUAUAACAGCUACAUACUCGUAGAUAUUUCAUGCCAUCAUCUGUUUUUAUUCUAAUUAUAUUUCGUGAAAAAAAAAAUUAAAACUAUUAUUUAGAGAAAUUAAGAAAAAAAUUUAAUUGCUCGUGAUACAAAAAGAGCUCUUCACUUUUAUGUUUUAUUUUAUUUGAAACAGAAUAGGGUAGUAAAGUAAUAACAAGUCUUCGAUAGAUGUUUACUCUUUGUUAUUAUUAAAUAAUUUUAAUAUCAUGAUAUCGAAAAUAUUUAAAAUUUUAAACUAAAAAUUAGUUAAAAAUUGUCUAAAAUACAAUUAUCAUUUAUUUGCGUCCCAUUUUUUAUAUAAAAUAACUUUUAAAUUAGUCGAUUUGAUUUACGAUAAGAAAGAGAAUGAUUAGAGUAAAAAAUAAGUCGAGUAGCAAACAGACAAGUACACUUAGGGUUCCGUACGGAAUAAUGUAAAGAAGUUUUUGUUUUCUAUAUAUAAUAUCUAGCUGUGGCCAAAACUUUACUCGUGAGUAAAAUACAAAAAAAAAUAUGUUACUUUCUUUAACAAUUCGAUUGCUACACGUAGGUAUGCCAAAUUUUAAUUAAAGAGAUAAAAAACUGGCUCGUAAUUAUAAAGAGUUUAAACCUAUAACCAUAUUAAUAUGGUUAUUAAUGUAAGAUGAUUCCUUAAAUUGAAUAAAAAUCAGAUUGUAUAAUCUAAAUUAUUUGUAAACGAUUUUCUCAAAAACUGUUGUAACUAUAUCAUUGUGUAAUAGAAAAGACGGAUAGACAUAAUUAGUGUCUUUGUAUAAGUUCAUUUCUUCUUAUUGGUACGGAACUCUAAAAAAUAUAAUGUAAAUUAAUAUUAAAAUAUAGUAAGAUUAAAAGUAAGACAAGUUGCAUGUAAUUUUUAUAUCAUAAAUUUAUUAGAAUAUUCAAUGGCGUUAUAGGUUAAUUAUGGAUAUGCUUCAUAAUCCAUCAUUUAUACGAUAGUAUUUAAAUUUUCUAUCAUUUUACGGAAAUUAAUGAUUUUAUAAUUUUAAAGAUAAUUUAGUGCUAUAAAAGUAAAUUAUUUAUAUUCAUAAAAAAGAUACAUUUUUAUUAACCGAAUUUUUUAUAUAUGAUCGUAAAAAAGUAUUGAUAGAUUUUAAAAACAAAAUAUAAAGUAGUAAUUAAAUAUUUAGUUAUAGACUUAUGUCUGUGAUUAUUUUAAAACUUAUUUAUGAUCAUUUAAAUAAUCAUUUAGGAGUAUUGAAAAAAGUAGACACAUUUUUGUCUGAAUGCUCUUGAUAUAAAAAGUUCAUAAGUUUGCAAUCAAUAUAAUAUUGAUACUGAUACAUAUAAUACAUAUUAUUUAUAUUAGUUUAAAUAUGACAACUGUCAUAUGCUAAAUAGUGUCAUAACAUGAUUACAAAUUUGAGUAUAUGUACUACGCUUUAGAUAUACUAUAGAUAUAUUAGAAUUCUAAGUUGUUACUUUAUAAGCUACAAUAACAUAAAUACUUUCUACAUAAAGACGAAUAAAUUGUCAAAUGACAACUAAUGUUAUGAAUUAAAUUGUCCCGAACUAAUUAAUAGUUAAAAUACAAUUAGCAAUUUUGAAUUUACCAUUGAAGCCAAAAAUUACUUCUAGUUAGCUUACUCGUACUCUAAAUUGCUUUGUAAGCCUAGUAAACCACAAUAGAUCUACUAGGCAAUAGAAAACAAAUUGUGUAAACAUAAGAAAGGACAUAUUGCAAUAAUUCGAACGCUUGAAAAUAGUAAUGAAAUAACUUUAGAUUAUAUAGAUAGAGUGUCUCCAUAGAAAAAUUCGAGUAAAUAGAGUCAACUUUUUUAUACAAAUUUGCGUGAUAAAUAGUUAUGCUUGACUCCCUAAAACUUCUAUAAUUAUUUUAUUUUAUAAAUUCUGGGAAUUUUUAAUACGUAAAUACUAAUUUUAUUAUACAUUUUAUAAGUAAAUAUAUAGAAUACUGAUAGAAAAAAGGAGUCAGCUUAUUUGACAAUUAGCUGACAAAACGUUGAUCCAUUUUUGAGGCUCGAUAUUCCAUCUAUAUAAUCUAAGAAAAUAAUGAAAUAGAUAUAAAUGUAAAAAAUCAAAAACUGUAGUCACCGGGGAAAACCUAGAUUAGCAUAUAAUGUACAGAUAACCAUAUUCCAAUUCUUGGGAAUAGAUGAAUGGGUACAAGUUGGUAUGUACGCACUAGACGAAUUAUACAAUUGAAUUAAGCAAGAAUAAGGAUAGCAGACAGGAGAGGCAAUUGGAUAGAAAGAAUAGCUUUCCACAACCUUUUUGGCUGCCUCAUAAGACUUAUGAGACUUGACGUAGAUAGACAUUUUGGCUGGAUUUUGAUUUAGGAUUCUACAAUAUAAUAAAAACAAAAUAUUAAAAUAGUGUCACCGCAUGUGGCGUUUUUGGCUGCCAAAACAUCUGUCAAUAUUUAUAUCACAUUUAAAGAAAUAAUUGUCAAAUUUUAGGAUAUCGAAUUGCAGAACGCACAUAGUACGUGCAGUUCUAAAUAAAACACUUCUCAAAUAUCAAUGAAUGUCUUUACAUUAUACCCAGACUGCAUAAUAAUUCUUCUGAGAUUGUAUCAUUAUCGUACUAAAAGUUUGUUUUAGUAAUUUAUUAUAAUGUAGAUUUAACUAAGCUUAAGUACUUCUAGUCAUAGAUAAAUAAGUAUUAAAACGUAUCGUGAACCCGGUCUGAUUAUAAAUGUCUUAAUAUGUAUUUUAUUAAGUGGCCAAAAGGAAUUGUUUAUAGAAAUAAUAUUGAAAUAGAAACUUCUUAAAUUGAAGUAAUAGUAGUAUGUAUUACCAUCCUAUUCUUAUAGCAUUACCACAUAAAUUUAAUGACAUCAAAGAUAUAUUUAAUAUAGUAGCUAUGGGUAUUUUAAUUAUACAAAUUGUCAUUUGCGUGCUCAAAUAUACUUUAAUAUAAAUUUGACACUAAAAUUUACUGUUUAUUUCUUUUUAAAACUGAUUAAAAAAAGAAAUAUUAGCGUUUAGUAAUUAUAUUAAUUUGUUACUCUAUUAUACUUGGUAAUUUUAACUUUGAUAGAUUUAUGUCACUAAUAAAUGUAAUGUUUUUUUUUUAAUAAUACAUUUAUUUUUAUUUAUAUAUAUUAAUAAAUUAUAAAAAGGUUAUCUUUGUAACAUUUAUUUUCAGCAAUUAAAAUAAUUGAUUGAUUAAAUGAUUGAAUGAUACAUAUUUUUUGGUUAAACGUUAUAUAACUGGUAACUUUUGACAGGUACGCUAUUUUAGACGUAUAAAAGCUGUAUCAUUAACAAGCAAUCUUUAUAUAGAUAAGUAUACCGUAACUACGAAAUAUAAUAUCUGACUAAUAUAAAUUUAUCUCAUUAUACCUUAUAAGUAGACAUAAUUUAUCUGCCAGUAAUAAAACUAUAAUAUUCAGUGUACUUUUUUAUGUACUUAUAAACUCGUACUUAUCAUUGUAUUGUCGUGUAUACAAACA